AGGCGUCAUCAUGGUGCGUAGGCAGUAGCGUUUUUAAGAAGAAGCAGCAGGGGCAGUUUGUUUUGAAUCGAUCACGACGUGGGCAUCUUCUCUCGUUAUUAUGCUAAUCGGCUCGCCUAGGAGCGGCGUCGUCGUCCUACGGAGCAGCGGCGGCUACAACGACGCGAUGGAGCAACACGGCACUACUGGUGAACAUCGCGCUACCGAUUAAUCGUAGACAGCGGGACUGCUGCUGCUGCUGCUGCUGGCUGGCUGGCUGGCUGGCUAGCUAGCUGGCUGGCUGCACUGUGCGUUGCAGUACAAUUGUACGCACGCGAGUAAGCAAGCAAGCAAGCAAGCAAGCAAGCAAGCAAGCAAGCACGCAAGCACGCAAGCACGUACGUACGAUGUCGCGAGGCUCGCCGAGGCUGCGCCUCGUAUACGCCGCGACUCGUCGACUCGUCGAGUGCAAGAGGACGAAGAGGAGCAACGACGUUACGACGACCCUGUUGAUCGUCGGCUGCCUCGUCGCGCUCAACGCACCGCCGAUCAGCGCGAAGAGCAUCGGGACGUUGUUGGACGACGACGACGUCGUCGUCGUCGGCGGCGGCGGCGGCGGCGAAGCGGAUCGCUGCCCGGUCGAGUGCUCUUGCCUCGGCAACCUGGUCGCCUGCAGCGAGCUGCAGCUGGUCGAGGCACCCAGCGGACUACCACCGUGGACUGAGAUCCUGGAGCUGAAGGGCAACAAUAUCGCCAACUUGGAAUUCGACUCGCUGCUCCACCUGACGAAACUCCGAAAAUUAGAUAUAAGCGCUAAUAAACUCGAAGAUAACUUCACCAUUGCCUUGUCGGACGUCGCACAACUGCGCGAGCUCAAAGUGAACAGGAAUCACUUGACACAAGUGCCAGAUCUUGUAUUUGUUAAGAAUAUCACUCACCUUAUGCUAUCUCAUAACUUAAUUACCGAUAUAAACGGGACUGCGUUGCUCAGCUUGCAAGAACUUCAAUACCUGGAUCUCAGUGGAAAUAAAAUAAGUGUCCUUCAGAGAGGAUCCUUCCUUGCUCCCAAUCAACUCAAGCAUCUCAAUCUGAACGCGAACAGCAUCAAGCUAAUUGAAAACGGGACUUUCGACAAUUUGACCAUGCUGGAGGAGCUUCGUAUGAACAAGAACAAUCUGACACAGCUGAAAGACAUGUUCACGAGUUUGGAGAACCUGCGAAUACUGGAGAUAAAUAGAAACGAUCUGCAACAAAUUCACGGGUUAAGCCUCAAGAGUCUAAAGAGCCUGGAGGAAUUGCGACUGAAGAGAAACAAGAUCAGCAUGUUGGACGACGGGGCCUUUUGGCCGCUGAAGAAUCUGAUUCUGCUGCAGCUCGACUUCAAUAUGCUGACCACCAUCAGGAAGGGCGGCCUGUUCGGGCUGCAGCAGCUGCAGAAGCUCACCCUGUCGCACAACCGAAUCUCGACGAUCGAGUCGCAAGCGUGGGACAUUUGCAGAGAAAUAACGGAGCUGGACUUGUCGCAUAACGAACUGACCUCCAUUGAACGCGAGUCUUUCGAAUACCUCACGAAGCUGGAGAGGCUCAAACUGGAUCAUAAUCAGAUCACAUAUAUCUCAGACGGAGCGUUCAAUUACACGACAAACCUGCGCAUUCUGGAACUCAAUUCGAACAAAGUGUCUUACAUGGUGGAGGACAUCCAUGGCGCGUUCUCCUCCCUCAGCCAGUUGUGGAAACUGAGCUUGGCCCACAACAAGAUCAAAUCCAUCAAUCAAAACGCUUUCACCGGCUUGGUUCGCCUCGCGGAACUCGACUUGAGCGGCAACAACGUCACGACUAUGCAGGAAAACGCGUUCCUCCCAAUGCCUAGUCUGAGCAAACUCAAGAUGAACACCCAGGCGCUGGUCUGCGACUGCGGGCUUCAGUGGUUGAGCAUGUGGUUGCGAGAGCAUCGUUACAGCGAGGCCGAGGUUCAUUGCGGUUAUCCGCAUUGGCUGCAGGGAAUGUCGUUGACCCAACUGCACCAUGCGAACUUCACUUGCGACGAGUACCCGAAGCCGCGGAUCAUCGAGGAGCCCGUGAGCCAAAUGAGCAUCAAAGGCGACAACGUGACGCUGGUUUGCCGCGCGACCAGCACCGCCGUCGCGCCGCUGCAUUUCACGUGGAAGCACGACAACGUUGAGCUGGACAGCGCGAUUCUGCAAACCAAUGCCGGCUCUUCCGCGAGCGGAGUGACCGAGGCGUCGUCUGCGUUGCAGCUGAUCAACGUGACCCACGCUAACCAGGGAAAGUAUCAGUGCAUGGUGACGAACAAUUACGGCACCACGUACUCCGCCAAAGCCACGCUGAGCGUGUUGAUUUAUCCGUCCUUCUCCAAGAUCCCGCAUGACAUACGAGUGACUGCUGGCAAAACUGCGCGGCUCGAGUGCUCAGCCGAGGGGCAGCCGUCGCCGCAGAUUGCCUGGCAGAAAGACGGCGGCAACGAUUUCCCAGCGGCGAGGGAGAGACGGAUGCACAUGAUGCCGACGGACGACGUGCUGUUCAUAGUGGAUGUGAAAAUGGCCGACAGCGGCGUUUACUCGUGCACUGCGCAAAACCUGGCCGGUCUCAUCGUGGCGAAUGCCACUCUUACGAUAUUAGAGAAACCGUCGUUCGUGAAGCCGAUGGAGAACAAGGAGAUAAUGGUCGGCGACUCGAUCGUGCUCGAGUGCAUGGCGAGCGGCUCGCCGCGGCCGAAAUUGACCUGGCGGAAGAACGGCAGCCCGUUGCAGGCGACCGAGCGGCACUUCUUCACCGCCAGGGAUCAGUUGUUGAUCAUCGUCAACACGAUAGCGAGCGACGCGGGCAGUUACGAGUGCGAGAUGAGCAACUCGCUGGGCAGCGUCGUCGACGUGUCGCAUCUGACGGUCAAUCCAGCUCCGGCUGCCGUGGUGAACGAGGACGACAUAUUGGGCUUGAUAAUAAUAACCGUGGUGUGCUGCGCCGUCGGCACGUCCAUCAUCUGGGUGGUCAUCAUUUACCAGACCAGACGGCGGCUCAAUUCCACGCAAAGCAAUGCGGCGCAACCGACCACCACCGUCAUCCUGACUGUGCCGGACGCGCAGACGCAACUGUACCUGGACACGAGCUCGCAGCACAGCAAGGACAGCGGCACCGGGGACAGUACCAAUCCCAGCAACGAUCAGUUGCAGCUGUGCUUACCCGAGGAGGUCGCGACGAGCUCUGCCAACAACGAGGAGGAGAUGGAAACCAUAAACGUCGACGAUCCCCUUCUGCGCUACACGAAUCAUGAGCGACAUGAGAGCGAGAACGCAGACUCCGCGGUCUAACAAACGGAAGCGCCGGGCUGACGCGCACGGAUUCGUGUGAACGAGACGAGCCGACGCGUUCGCACCACGUUUGCCGCCGUUCACGCGGCGGCGGAAGUGCGGAGGAAGAUUCUUCGCUAGCAGACGGAAAGAGAGAGAGAGAGAGAGAGAGAGAGAGAGUAUUUGGACGAACGACUAGUGUCCUUAACACGAGACAAAUAUUCUGCAAGUCGUGUAAAUCAACCAGAUGUAGGUAAUAGUAUUAAGGAGCAAGGACCUUGAUCCGCGCGCGGAACGCGCCCGCGAACUCGCUCGAUAUCGAUCGAGUAUCUCGCGAGCUCAGCGCGGAUCAGCGGGGUAUAAAGGAAAGAAAGAAAAAAAAGAAAAAGAGACAGAAAUAGCAGCGACAAUUCCGAGGAAAUUGGAACGAGCGUCGCUGCGCAGCGCAAGUACAACGGAAACGAUAAGAGCGAUAAACGAAGAACACACAUUGACAGAACACGUCACCGUAUUUAUUAUCGGGACGCGACUCGCGUCAAGCCGACGCGCGAUAGCGGCGGACGAGUCGUCGUUGUCGGUUGAGAUGCGACUUGUAAAUAGUUUAGACUUUAAGGUUCUACCGUAACUAUUAGUAUUAUUGUUAGAGCGCGCGUUCGCCGCGGACGCAGCCGUCGCGAUCGCGCAUGCGCGGCCGCGAGGACGUUAUUACUACGACGAAGCGCAAAAGCCACCUCUACAUAUAUAUAUACACAACAUAUAUACAUACAUAUAUAUAUAUAUUAGACCAGCCUUUUGUGAUAGAUAUUUAUUCUAGAGUUAUUACACCGUAAAAUAUUAGGCGGCUAUUUAUAACAACCUGUGUACACGCGGAGAGAUGGGAAGAGGAGACUAACGCGUCACUUUUAUCCCGGGAAACGAUUGUGACCAACGAGCGGAUGUAUAUCUGUGCACCAAAGCGUUCAUUUCAGAUACUUCGUCUUCCCCCGUUUCUUUCCUUUUCAUUUUCACUUCGUACCUUUUGUUCGCCCCGCUCCCGCUGGACGCCGAAUGCCGCGUCGAUCGAGCGAACGUUCGCCGGUUCGUUCGGCUUCGUCCGUUCGUUUACCGAUCGAAACGUUGCUCACUCUGUGCGAUAGACGCGCCUUGUGCUGUUGUGUUUUAGCUCUGUCUCGUAGGCACUCUCGUUAGAGGAUUGUAUUUACUAUCGUUUAAGCCGAGACGCGAUCUCGCGGCUAAUCUUCCACGGUGUUGUUUUCGGAGUUUCAUUUUCCGCGGCGCUCGAAAGAAAGAACAAACGAGUCCCCCGCGGUGCUCCGCUGAAAGAUGUAAGAAUUCUUUUCCGCUUUAGCGAUAUUCUGUAUUCUGCCGAAAUUUUUGUAGCAACACACUUAGCGACUUAGACUGAAGCCUCCUCCGUUUUAUACGACGACGCGUGGACUUGUAUACUUUUUCGCGACCGCAUCCCUUUCCUCCGACACGACGGAGAUUGCUUCUGGAGAGUUGACGCGCGGUUUUACUACGCGUUUGGUAAAUCGAGCGUGUCCGAAUGCGCCGUUACGAAAUUAACAUCUAGACUAAUUAACCCUCUCGUAUAAUGUGUAAUAUGUGGUGUUGUUCGUGUUAGUUUCUACACUCGUACGCGAUUUGCCCGAUUAGUUUGAUAUACACGCGUUUCUCGAGUUCACAAACGACACAUACAUCUUAAGGCUGCCUCACUUAAGAAGAGGGAAGGAGACAGGAGAGGAGAAGAGUAGAGAACGCGCUGUUCGAUACGAAAACGUCCGAACAAUAACGUAUAAACGGUGAUUGUCGAAAGUAUAAAAAUCUAAAUGAAAGUCUUUAAACGUGAAAGUCCAGCCGCGACAGACGGAUAUUAUUAUCGGGAGUAGACCUUUUUCGCGAUAUGCAAUCUAUAUUUUUCUAUGACUUAUAUAUCGCAAGGGAAAUUCGAAUCGCAUAAAAUUCGCACAAGACGAAGAGCCAGUAUACUAUCCACUACUACUCUAUUACCCAAUUACCUACCUACCUACCUACUUAAUUAAUCGUAGAUCGCGAUUCCUUCCACGAGUUACGACUCGUCUGAUAACGAGUGUCUGCGACGCGCAAGGGACGAAGAUCGCUCGUCUUGUGUGUGUGUGAAAAGAGAGAUAGAGUGUAUGUACCCAUGUAUGUAUGUGUGUAUGUGUGAGAGAGAGAGAGAGAGAGAGAGAGAGGAAGAAAAAUUCAACAAGUAUUGUAUAAAAUAAAUAGUAAUAUUCCACUUAUAUUUGUGUAACGUGCGUAUGUAUUCGUAAAGUGUAAUAUGUCUAAAGAAACUGCGCGCAAGGGAAGAGGUCCGAGGAUACGUUUUGUUUAGGUAGUAACGUAGAGAGAGAGAGAGAGAGAGAGAGUUUUUCCCCGCUAGUAACGAGUAUUAAAUUGUAUAGUCAACCAAAUAGAUGCUCUAUAUAUUGCGACAUGGUUUUCUGGCUUGCGCCCGUGUGAUACACCAAAUAAGGCAUCUGUUUCUCAUUCAGUAUUUUUCCUUGUUGUUAUAUAUAGUAUUGUGUACAAAUACAAAUAAUCAUCUACACACAAAAAAGCGUGUAUGUGUACGUGUGUAUGUGUGCGCGCGCGCGCGCGCAUGUGUGUGUGUGUCACGUGUCAUUUUCACUCGCGCGACGGUAAUUCAUUAGUCGAGCGCACAGUAGCAUCACUUACCUC
Harpegnathos saltator (Jerdon's jumping ant) is the source of this 5990-nucleotide messenger RNA. Its product is annotated as leucine-rich repeats and immunoglobulin-like domains protein 3. The transcript has 14 exons. Lineage: Eukaryota; Metazoa; Arthropoda; Insecta; Hymenoptera; Formicidae. Bases 387 to 3308 code for a protein of 973 amino acids. Gene Ontology annotation, molecular function: protein binding. The record is from RefSeq and is a predicted model, not a curated record.